GUUAGAUAAGCCGGUUAGUUAAAUAACACGACCGUAAAUAAUUGUCCGCUGAUCUGAAUAAUUUAAAUGUUCUGAUAAGACUCACACCGGUGGCUGACCACUGUGCUAGUAGAGCAAUUAUAUGUACCAUGUGGACACUAUUUAUGUUUAGAACGCUGAAAUUUUACUUACGGUGCAUCACCAUGGCUAAUUGUCGUAGUUUUUCGUACUUUUGUUUUUUAGUAUUACUUGUUUUUAUUUUUAAUAGCGCCGAUGCUGUGACGCAGGAAAAGUUGGACUCUAUUUUUUUACGCUUGUACACGGGAAACGAUGCAAGCCAGUACAUUGAUGAAAAUCUGAACAAUUCAAAAAACUUACUUUCUCAAAUCGAUGACCAUAGAAAUAUAACUAUUUACAUCCACGGGUACACCGAAAGUGUCAACAGUUCCAGCGUAAAAACAAUAGUUGAUGCAUACAUGACUCGAGGGGAUCACAUUGUCAUGGCAGUCGACUGGAGUCUGAUUGCUAAAGAAAGUUACUUGGGAGUUGUUGAGAGUGUUGAAGCUGUCGGUAGAUAUUUGGCCCGUGCAAUUAGUAAUAUGUCUUGUGCGGAUCAUUCCAUAACUCGAAGAAUUCACAUUGUUGCGCAUUCGAUGGGUUCUCAUGUUGCUGGCGCCGCCGGAAGAAAAAUCAAUCCUUUAUUGCCAAGAAUUACUGGUUUAGAUCCAGCUGGUCCUCUAUUUAAUCUCCUUCGAAAUCCUCUAUCAAGUUCAGAUGCAGAAUUCGUUGAUAUAAUCCACACAGACGCAGGUCUCUAUGGUAAAACCCUUGGCUCUGGUCACGUUGAUUUUUGGCCAAACCGCGGAAUCAGAACCCAACCAGGGUGCCCUAAAUCUGCAGCAAUUUAUAGCGAAGACGAUUUCUGCAGCCAUCAUCGCUCAUGGAUUUUCUAUGCAGAGUCCCUUCUAUCGGAGAAAGCUUUUCUCGCUGUCAGGUGUUCAUCCAAUGGCAAGUCCUCACCCACAGACUUGCAAAUCAUUCCGAUGGGUUAUGCAACACCACGUGAAGCGCGUGGUAACUACUGUUUGAUAACCUCGGCACAGAAACCAUAUGGAUUACAAAUGAAUGGCGCUAAAGAACAGUGACUAAUACUAACCACGUUAUGUACAAACGAGUUUCAUUUUAUUUUUGAAGUUAUUUAAAUAAAAAUAAACUAAAAAUA
Molecule: messenger RNA, 1201 nt
Organism: Cotesia glomerata
Lineage: Eukaryota; Metazoa; Arthropoda; Insecta; Hymenoptera; Braconidae
Product: pancreatic lipase-related protein 2-like
Exons: 7
Coding region: 129-1124 (331 amino acids)
Biological process (GO): lipid metabolic process
Molecular function (GO): lipase activity
Source: RefSeq, a predicted model, not a curated record